GCGGCAGCGCGCUCCGGGGACGCGAACGGGACCGGGACCGGCACCGACAGACAGACACCGGCACCGACAGACAGACACCGGCACCAGCACCGGCACCGGCCCCGGACCGGCCCGCCGCGCUGCCCGGAGGGCGCGGAGCCGCCGGGAGGACGCGCCGCUGCCCAGCCCCAAACCCAGCGGAGGAGGCGAAAAUGGGCCGAAAAAAAAUCCAGAUCAGCCGGAUUUUGGACCAGCGGAACCGGCAGGUGACCUUCACCAAGCGGAAAUUCGGGCUGAUGAAGAAGGCGUACGAGCUGAGCGUGCUGUGCGACUGCGAGAUCGCCCUGAUCAUCUUCAACAGCACCAACCGCCUGUUCCAGUACGCCAGCACCGACAUGGACAAGGUGCUGCUCAAGUACACCGAGUACAGCGAGCCCCACGAGAGCCGCACCAACUCCGACAUCCUCGAGACGCUGAAGCGCAAAGGGCUGGGGCUGGAGAGCCACGAGCUGGAGCUGGAGGAGGGCCCGGAGCCGCCCGGGGACAAGGGCAGGAGGAGCGGGGAGGGCGUGGAUCUGUCCCUGGCGCGGCCCAGGUUUUAUAGCCCGGUGCCGCUGCCCGAGGCCGCCUACGGCAGCUCGUCCCCGGCCACCGAGGGCUCCCUGGGCAGCGGCAGCAGCUCCCCGCAGGGCCCGGGCCGCUCUCCCGCCUUCAGAGCCGCGGCUCCAAAGCCACCGGGACGGUCCCCAGGGCCACUGCCCCCAGGGCUCAGCUACCCCCUGUUCCCCGCCGCCAGCCUGAGCCGCGCCCUGGCCACCAAGACGCCGCCGCCGCUGUUCCUGGGGGCCGAGGGCCGGCGUGGCGAGUGCCAGGGCGGCGUGGCGAGCGGCCGGAGCGCUGCCGGCGUAGCGCGGCCGCUCUUCCCCGCGCUGCAGACGCUGAGCCCCGUGCUCAGCCCGGGCAGCUCCGGCCUCCCGAGCCACGGCCUCGCCGGCUUCCCCUUCCUCAGCCCGGCCCAGGCGGAUUUUGGGGCUGGCGAGGUCGCGCCGCCCCCCGGAUUCCUGCAGCCCCCCCCGGCGUGGCAGCACCCCCGGGACCUGGCAGCGCUGGCGGCCAGCAGCCGCACCGUCCCCGCGGAGGAGCCAGCCGCUGUCCCCGGCGCGUCCCCGCAGCACCAGGCCAUCAGCAUCAAGUCGGAGCGGGUGUCGCCGGGGCUGGGCUGUCCCCCGGGCACCCCCCAGCCGCCCCUGGCCAGCCUGGCGCCCCUCAGCGAAGCCUCCCGAGCCCCCGGCGACCUCCAGCCCCGCGAUGACUUCGCCAAGGGCUUCCCCCCGUACGCGCCGGGGCCGCCGCGGCCGCUGCCGGACGAGCAGAGGGUCCCCGUCCCCCCUGUCCCCCCUGUCCCCCCUGUCCCCACGCGCAGGGGACAGCCCGUGGACGUUUGGCACAGAUAGCGAGGCCGGCGGGGCGCGGGGACCCCGCUCGGGGGAGCAGCCCCCCGCCCCUGCCCCGUCCCAGCCCCUCGGGAAGCCCCCGCGCCCGGUGCCACCGGCAGGGUCACUGUCCCCACCCUAGGGACCCCCCUCCCCGGCGCCCCAAAUGCCACCAGGUCCCCUCCUUUCGGCCGUGCCAGGAGCCCGGCGCUGGACGCUGUCCCCUCCUGCCCCCUCCUGUCCCCUGCUGUCCCCUCCUGUCCCCUGCUGUCCCCAGCGAGCGGGAGUGGCCGGGAAGUGCCACGCGGUGGCAGCAGGACUGAGAGCAGCGGCAGCGGCUCCAAUUCCGGCCCGAUCCCGCGGCCAGGGGACAGGGGACACGAGAGGGGACACGGAAGGGGACAGGGGACAGCGCCGCGCCCCCAGCCCGGGGCUCUUUUCUAUUUAUUAUCCAAUAAA
Molecule: messenger RNA, 1871 nt
Organism: Passer montanus (Eurasian tree sparrow)
Lineage: Eukaryota; Metazoa; Chordata; Aves; Passeriformes; Passeridae
Gene: MEF2B
Product: myocyte enhancer factor 2B
Exons: 9
Coding region: 192-1433 (413 amino acids)
Biological process (GO): positive regulation of transcription by RNA polymerase II
Molecular function (GO): DNA-binding transcription factor activity, RNA polymerase II-specific; RNA polymerase II cis-regulatory region sequence-specific DNA binding; protein dimerization activity
Source: RefSeq, a predicted model, not a curated record